AUGGUCCAAGAAUUUGCUAUACCCAAAGGCUCAACCGUGGUAAUCACGGGUGCCAAUGGCUAUAUUGCAUCUCACGUUGCCGACAUCUUGGUCGGGCUUGGAUAUCUAGUCCGCGGGACUGUGCGUUCGGAAAAGCCGUGGCUAGACCAGCUAUUUGAAGAAAAAUACGGCAAGGGAAAAUUCCAAACAGUGGUUUUGCCUGAUCUUGCUGCUGAGGGAGUUUACAAGGAUGUCAUCAAGGGGGCUGCGGGCUUUAUACAUGUAGCAUCGGAUGUCAGCUUUGACACUGAUCCAAACCAGGUCAUUCCAGUAGUUAUCAAUCUUACUACUAAUGCUCUGAAUGCAGCUGCUCAAGAGGCAUCCGUUAAACGGUUUGUGCUCACGUCCUCAUCAAGUGCAGCUCUGUGGCCGACGGCAGAUAAUGAAGGGCUUGUUGUAGACGAGAAUAGCUGGAACGAGACUGCGGUCAAAGCAGCUUGGGAUCCAAAUACGCCAGAAGGCGAAAAGCCAUUAAAUGUCUAUGGCGCCUCCAAGACAGAGGGUGAGAGGACAGCCUGGAAAUGGGUCCAGGAAAACAAGCCAGGCUUUGUUUUCAAUUCUGUUCUACCUAAUUUCAAUACGGGCCCGACCUUGCAUCCAGAAAUCGGGGGCUCAACCAUGAGCAUGAUACGCAGCCUAUUGAAAGGUGAUGACAUGUUCGUAAAAAUGAUUCCACCCCAGUAUUACAUUGACGUCCGCGACUGCGCCCGUCUCCAUGUCGCCGCCCUUCUUGACACCUCUAUCAAGGACGAGCGCAUCUUUGGCUUUGUCCACGAAUUCAACUGGACCGAUGUCAUCACUCUACUCAGGGCACUUCGCCCAGACAACAAGCUCAUCCCUGAUCCUCCGACCAACGAACGGCGAGAUAGGAGUCUGGUUAAAAGUAAGGUACGGGCGGAGCAAAUAUUACACUUUUUCUCGGGCAGGGCAUGGACCGGGUUUAAUGCUAGUGUGGAGGCGGGUAUUGCGGGGUUCUAG
Molecule: messenger RNA, 1017 nt
Organism: Talaromyces rugulosus
Lineage: Eukaryota; Fungi; Ascomycota; Eurotiomycetes; Eurotiales; Trichocomaceae
Exons: 5
Coding region: 1-1017 (338 amino acids)
Molecular function (GO): oxidoreductase activity, acting on the CH-OH group of donors, NAD or NADP as acceptor
Source: RefSeq, a predicted model, not a curated record